Molecule: messenger RNA, 3517 nt
Organism: Pimephales promelas (fathead minnow)
Lineage: Eukaryota; Metazoa; Chordata; Actinopteri; Cypriniformes; Leuciscidae
Gene: bcar1
Product: BCAR1 scaffold protein, Cas family member
Biological process (GO): cell surface receptor protein tyrosine kinase signaling pathway; cell migration
Cellular component (GO): cytoplasm; plasma membrane; focal adhesion
Molecular function (GO): protein binding
Source: RefSeq, a predicted model, not a curated record
AGUGUACACUACCGCAAUACAGACAAACCAAAGGCGAGUCAUUCCUUGCUGUACGGGGGAAAAACGAAGAGAAGCGUUUCAUUUUUAAAAACCAUUUUAUUAUCUAGCCCAGCAAAAGAUCUCCGGAGAGGAGGGAGGACUGCUCAGCGCUGCUCGUGCGAGGUGGAGCGGAGACACAUCUAAAACAUUCAUAAUAAACUUCUCACCCCAUCGAGACUCGGACUGCACCCUUACUACAGACAACAUGGAAUAGAAGGACUCCGAGAGAAUCCCAACAACACAAAUUGAUGUUUUCUGCUGAAAAACCGUCAGAGGGGAAGAAACUGCUCCGUUAACAUCAGCAUCAAGCUCGUGGUGGAUUGAAAGAAGGAGCUCAAGAUGUCUGUACCGAAUGUGUUGGCAAAGGCCCUGUACGACAAUGUGGCGGAGUCUCCGGACGAGUUGUCCUUUCGGAAGGGCGACAUCAUGACCGUCCUGGAGCGAGACACGCAAGGCCUGGACGGCUGGUGGCUUUGUUCGCUGCACGGCCGUCAAGGCAUUGUUCCUGGCAACCGGUUGAAGAUUCUUGUGGGCAUGUAUGAUAAACAGCAACAGCAGCAGUUACAGCAGUUGUCGAGCCAACCCAGCCCAACCCAGAGCCUUCUCAACCUGCCUCAGAGUGCCUACAACAAGCUCCCCCCCUCAUCCCAGUACACAGCCAUGCACCCCGCCUUCAGCUCCGCCAACUCUACCAACCCAGACGGAGUCUACAUGCUCCCCCCCAGCCACGGCCAGCCCACCUCCUCCAACCUCUACCAGGUGCCCACCGGCCCCCAACCUCCACAGCCCCAACCUAAAGCCCCCGCUGUGGCACAAAAGCAAAGCCAGGCACAGUACCCUCCCACCCCGCAGGAUGUCUACCAGGUGCCCCCCUCCAUUAAUGCUCCAGGCCAGGACAUCUACCAGGUGCCACCCACUGCAGGAGGGCCGUGUCCCGGGCAGGACGUGUACCAGGUGCCACCCUCUAUGAACCAGACACAGGACAUUUACCAGAUUCCGCCAUCAAUAGAGAGGAGCUGGGACUCUCCCAAACCCAUGGGAAAGGUAGUUGUUCCCACACGGGUUGGUCAAAUGUACGUGUAUGACAUGGGGAAAAGUGAACAGGAUGAGUAUGACGUCCCCAGACACCUUCCACCCACCCAGGAUAUCUAUGACGUGCCGCCCACCCGCACCCAGUACAAUCAACAGGUUUAUGACACUCCUCCAAUGGCAAUGAAAGGCCCACCUAGUAGAGAUGGUCAGGAGAUCUAUGACACUCCACCUAGUGUGGAUAAGAGCCAGCUGCACUAUCAACAAACGGUAUAUGACAUUCCUCCAUCUGUCAGCAAAGACGUUCCAGAUGGUCCGAUCAGGGAGGAAACGUACGACGUCCCUCCUCACUUCGCCAAGAUGAAGAGCCUGGAGAAUCAAAACCAGGCUUUUAUGUCUCAGAUCCCUGGCGGUCCCGAGCCUCCCAUACCAGAGGACGUGUACGAUGUUCCUCCACCUCAGCUAGUAGCGAAACGGCAGCCUGAGGGCCAGGAGAUCUAUGACAUCCCUGCCAGCCUGCGAAAGAGUGGCUUACAGGACCACCACCCUGCAGAUGUGUACGACUUCCCCCGCGAGCGGCCGUCAGCCGAAGAAUCGGGCGACUACAUCUACGACGUGCCUCCUCAGGUGGUACGUGACGCGGCGGCCACAGAGGAUCUAACGGUCAGCUUCAAACGCCUGUCGGCGUCCAGCACAGGAAGCACUCGAAGCAACCACUCCACGUCCUCUCUGGACAUGGUGCCGGUGCGCGAGUCCUCCGGGCCGGGUCGCCUGCUGCUCUUGGAUCUGGACCAGGCCAUGGAGCGGCUGUCCCGUCAUCAGCAGGCCGUAGAGAGCUCCGUGUCCCUCCUAAUGUCGUUCAUUAGUGGGAACUGGCGCAGCCCCACUCAGAUGGAGUCCAACCUCCCUGCCAUCCGACAGGCCGUGGACCGCAUUCGCGUGGCUGUCCGGGACCUCCUGGAGUUCGCUAGAGGUGCCGUGGCCAACGCCACCCAGGCCACGGACCGCACGCUGCAGACCAAGCUCGGCAAGCAGGUGCAGAAGAUGGAAGAGGCCUUCCAAGGUCUGGUGAUGUACAGUCAGGCACUGGACUCUCUGGGCUGGUCCCCCGCAGCCUUGAUGGCGCCAUCUACAGGCACCGGUGGGGACGACCUAGACCGGCUGGUCAUGUGUGCCCGCGGUGUGCCCGAUGACACCAAGCAGUUGGCAUCGUUUCUCCACGGGAAUGCCUCUUUGCUCUUCAAACGGACAAACAAACAGCAGCAGCUGCCCUUGCCACCCGUUCCCCACACUCCAGACAUGCUGGGUCAGCUGACCAACAACAACAACAUCUCAGCCUAUCAGUCAGGCACACCCGAACGGGCCAACAUCCAGUCCCGCCCGUUACCCUCCCCUCCCAAAUUCUCAGCCGAGGAAGAGACUCCAGACAGGCCGCACGAGACCACAGAGGAAGGUUGGAUGGAGGACUACGAUUAUGUCCAUUUACAGGGUAAAGAAGAGUUUGAAAAGAACCAAAGACAGCUGAUGGAAAAAGGGAGCAUUAAACACAAUAAGGCUGUGCUGGAACAGCAACAGCUGAAGCAGUUUGAGCGGCUGGAGCAGGAAGUCUCUCGACCAAUCAACAAUGACAUUUCGGGCUGGACUCCGCCCACUCAGUACCCCCAGACGCCGCGCAGUAAGCUGUGCACGGGCGACCGGCAGCUGCUGCUCUUUUACAUGGAGCAGUGCGAGGCCAACAUCACCACGCUCACCAACGCCAUCGACGCGUUCUACUCCUCCAUCAACAACAACCAGCCGCCCAAAAUCUUCGUUGCCCACAGCAAAUUCGUCAUCCUCAGCGCUCACAAGCUCGUCUUUAUCGGAGACACGCUCUCCCGGCAAGCCAAGUCUCCCGAGGUGCGCAACAGGGUGGCUCAGCACAGCAACACGCUCUGCGACAAGCUCAAAGACAUUGUGGUGAGCACCAAGACCGCAGCCCUGCAGUACCCCUCGCCAGGGUCCGCCAGAGACAUGACGGAGAGGGUGCGGGAGCUCGCGGGAUGCACACAGCAGUUCCGCAUGGCACUCAAUCAGCUACUGGCCAUGUGAGCCAACGGGCCUCUUUUAAACUCACCUGUGCCAUGAGCUUUAUAUCUCCAAAAUGGACGAAAUGUUGUAAAUGAAUUAUUGUAAAUAUUUAAGGUGCUGUACGUCGGGGACAAUAUAAUGGGAACAAUGGAGGAGAAAGAGACGGAACAUAUCUAAAGUGUAGAUUUAAGACAUUAUGCAUUAUUAUAGCUAAACUGUAAUUAUUGCUCUGAUUAUUAUAAUUGUCAUCAUCAUUAUUAUUAUUAUUAUUAUUAUUAUUAUUAUGAGAUGCUGACUAAAGGUGUUUAAAAUUUUAAACGUGUAUGUAGAAGUACAACCAUUUCCAUCAAAGAUCAGAUUUUUUUUUUUAAAUGAAUUGUGC